GCAAGAAGGAAAACCAACCAGCACAAGAAGAGAGAGGAAAAGAGCGAAAACGAGAGGAAGUUGUUUGUUGUUGUGUGUGCGCGGGCGAGACGUUGUGUGUGCGUGUGGUGUGCGUGUGGUUUGGCGUUUGCUUUUUUGUCUUCUUCUUCUUCUUGGGGUGAAGAGAGGGGAGCGUGCCCGGGAGCGAUCGUUACGCGUUGCUGUCGUGUUUUUGUCUGCCAACCACAGCAGCCCCGCUUCCUUUCGGCAUCACCACCAUCGGUCGCGCGUGUGGAGAAAGAAGCAAGGGGAGCAGAAGGAGAGAAAAACCACAACAACGACAAGCAAGUUUGCGCAAAAAAACCGGCAAGAAGCAAAGCCGCAAAGGAGCCAGCCAGCCAACUUGGCUUUGAUUGUUGCUCGGGUCUGACUUCCCCGCCUGUCGUCAGACCACGUUGUGAAGGAGCAUCCCAUAUCCAACCAACCAGAUACACAGCAUGUCAAAGACGAAGAUGGACUCCAACGCCACCACGUCGUCUUCCAAGGACAAGAAGGGUUCCUCCUCGCCGCCAGCGGAGCAGACACAAAAGCCAGCGUCUCCCAAUGGCACUGCCAAUGGGCUUGCUGCACCCCACCCAAGUGACACCACUGCACCACCAGCCACAGCGACAGCAGUCACUGCCACGGACAGCAGCAACACCAACAACGCACCGCAGCCGGAACCAGCCAAGCCCGCCGCUCCGCCAUCAACAAAGACAACUGGCACGGCGCAAGGUACGGGCACAGCGCACAUGAACGGCCACACAGCUUCCACCCCUCAUGAGGCUGCACAGCCCAAGUCACAGCCACAACCACACCCACAGCAACAGCAGCAGCCACAGCAGCAGCCACCGCAGCAGGCACAGCAGCAGCAAGCGGGGGCCACCGAAAGCAAACAGGCCAAGCCUGCCCGUGCGGCCAGCAGGGAAGGCCCGCCCUCACCCACAAAGCAGCGAAACACGGCGGCGGACCAGACGCCUGCGCAAGUUGGAAGCACGCCACAACCGCCACCGCAACAAUCUGAACAGCAACAACCACAGCAACCACAGCAGCUACAGCAGCCACAACAGCCACAGCAGUCACAGCAGCCACAGCAACCACAACAAGGACAGCAACAGCAACAGACAGCAACAGGGGCGGCGCGUAAGGAAUCGCAGCAAACCGCAGCUGCGCCUGUAACCAACCCAGCAGAGCGCGAAAAGCGCACCACCCGCCCCAGCAGCACCAGCAGCGGCAACGGCAGCGGCAACGGCAGCGGCAACGGCAGUGCAAUUGCCCCCGCUGCCGGCACCAACGGCGGCACCGCUAAGCAGACAAGUGCCAACGCUUCCGUCGACAAGGCAGAGGCGACGGGCCGUAUCGAGGGCACGUCGCACUACACGGCCACCGACGCGGCGGCGGCUCCGCCUGCCACCGGGCGCAAGUCGCAGCAGGCCGGUGUGGCCAACGCCACGAAUGGAAACGGACAUGCAACCACAACGGCCAAUGCAUCCACCACAUCCACCGCCGCCACCACCACCACCACAGCGAAGCCGCAACAGGCGCAAGCGCCCGCAUCGCAGGCACCCUCUGCCCAGCCGUCCACCCGCCCCUCGGAGAAGUCCACCACAACGGCGGCGUCGGAGCGCGAGAGGGACAGAGACGCCAAAGACAAGGACAGGGAGCGGGACCGCGAGCCAAAGCGCAGCACGGCGUCCCAUGCCCGUGGGCGGCGCAACACGGCAGACGCCAACAUGAAGGCUGCGGCCCGCAAGUCGGCCAAGGCGGUCAAGGCCACGACGGUCGUGGUGCCGGACCAGGACAGCGAUGACGAUGACGAGGCUCCAAAAUACGCCACCCGCACCGUCGGUGGGCCCAGCGACGCCCCAGACAGAUUCGAAUGCUACGAUAAACUGCUUGGCAAAGGCAGCUUCAAGCGCGUGUACAUCGGACACGACCGGCACGAGGGCUGCCAGAUUGCCUGGAACGAAAUCUCGGUCAACUCGAAAGACCUGGAGGCACGCGCAAGCCUGGAGGUGAUGAUCCUGCGGGAGCUCAACUCCAAGUACAUUGUGAAAUACGUGUCCGAUUUUAUGAUGGCAGACACGGACAUCCGCACGCGCGUGGUGAUUACGGAGCUGAUGAUUGACGGCAACCUCAACGCCUACCUCAACAAGAUGUUUUCCGACGGCAACGUCAAGCCCGCUGUUGUCGUCGCCUUCACCUCGCAGAUUAUCGCCGGGCUUGCGCACAUGCACGACCGGCCCAAGCCCAUUGUGCACCGCGACAUCAAGUGCGACAACCUGUUCAUCUCCAGCUCCGACCGCUCGCUGAAGAUUGGCGACAUGGGCCUGGCCACCCCCGAGGAGAAUGCAAAGAAGAAGAGCGGAACUGUGCAGUUUAUGGCGCCAGAGAUGCUCUCGGAGUCGACCACAUAUGACCGCCGCGUCGACAUUUACGCGCUGGGCAUGGUCGUGUACGAGAUGUUUGCCCGCCACUACCCUUACCACAACCUUACGCGCCCGAAAGUGGUGGAGAAGGUGACGGCGCACAAGCGCCCAGACGACUGGGACGCCGUCCUGCCCCAAGGGCCCAUCCGCAACUUUGCCGAGCGCUGCGCAUGCUUUGACCAAGCAAGCAGACCGCUGCAUGUGUCCACGUUGCUUGAGGAUGAGUUUAUGACGCGCGCGUGGAACAAGGAGGUGGUGCCGACGGAGGUUGUGCUGGCGCCGCACAAGUCCCGGCUCAAGCUGGCGGCGGUGCGGCCAGAGGGGCUCGACCUGACGCUGGUGCGGCGGUACGAGAUUUCCCGCUCGAACCAGGACCUGGGCACCGCAGCCAUUGGCCUCGAUGCCGUGGAGCAGCCGGACGUCGCCUUCCAGUGCGGCUGGGGCGAGAAGAGCAUCGACGUCGCACACAGACUGGUUGAGAACCAGCACAUGCGGCGCUCGGACGAGACGCUGGUUGCCGCUGCCAUUGACCGCUGCCGUGACAUUAUCCGCCCACAGUACGACGAGAACACGCAGGGCGCCUUUGCCUACAACGAGAAGCUCGACAGACGCGGCGUGCCGGCCAGCCACGAGAAGAAGGCCGCCCGCGCCGCAGCAAAGCAGCAGGCAGCUGUCAAGUCCUCCAGCAAGGCGCAGGGGCUGGGCAAGCUGAGCAAGGCGGCCAAGAGCGCGGCGGCGGCAACGGGCGGGGUCGCAGACGGCCUGUCGUCCUCUGUCGACGAUGCGAUUAAGGAGGUGGUGCAGAAGUGCAGCCCGGAGACGGCGCAUGUGCUCAGGCGCCUGCAGACAAAGGCGGCAAAGCACGACGCAGACAUCGAAGACCUCGAGGCACGCGUGUCCCGCUCGCAAAACCCAGACAUCCUCACGGCGUACCACCGCGCAAAGCGGCGCUACGCGGACGACCUGUCCCGCACGCGCCGCGAGUACCACCGGUACCUGCGCGCCCUCGAGAAGAACCAGAUCCCCCACUUUUUGUCGCAGUCCGCUGGCGAAAUGCACCGCCUCAUGCGCGCGAACCCAGCGCUGGAGGACGCCAUGAUGGCCCUUGUUGAUGCCGCACGGAGCUCAACAGUGCCUAGCACAGCCGGCUCAACCAGCAAGCGGCAGUACCACCAUUACGCAAGCGAGUCGCAGGCAGGCUCAGUUGCUCAAGGUGCCGGUGGUGGUCGGUCGCGGCAGCGUGGCGGUGGUGGCGGCGGUGGUGGUGGUGAGUCAUCACGCCUUGCCUCCACGCGCGGCCCUGCACCCUCUGCUGCGCCGCAGCAGCAGCAGCAGCAGCAGCAGCAGCAACAACAACAACAACAACAACAACAACAACAACAACAACAACAACAACAACAACAACAACAACAACAACAACAACAACAACAACCGCAGCAGGCUGCGCAAGCACAAGGAGCGGGGGCAGCUCAGCAGCCGCCACAACAGCCGCCUCAGCCAGCGCAGCAGGCGCAAGGUGCAAGCACAGCGCAGCAGGCGCAGCCCGUGGCGACCCACCAGACUGUGCAGCCUUCCCAGCAGCAGCAGCAACAACAACAACAACAACAAUCACAACCGCGCCAAGCGGCUGCGCAAGCGCCUCAGCAGCAGCAAGCGAGUGAUGCGCCGGUUGCUGUGCAACGCUCGAGACAGUCACUCCCACAGGCGGUGUCCUCACAACCGCAGCAGCAGCAGCAGCAGCAGCAGCCACAGGCAGUGCAGCCGCAGGCCCCGAUCCAAUCACAGGCUUCGUUGCAAUCGCAGCCCUCGCUGCAAUCUCAGCCUUCGCUCCAGUCGCAGCCCUCCAUCCAACAACAGCAACCGCACCAACCCCAACAGCACCAACAGCAACGGCAACAACAGCAACAGCAGCAGCAGCAGCCGCCGCCCACCUUGUUGCAACAGUAUCAGCAUCCGGUCCCCCCUUAUGCACCAACACCAUUGCAAGCCCAGCGCUUGCAGGCAUCACAGUCGCUGGCGUAUCCGCAAAUGCUGCACCUGACACCGCAGCAGCAGUAUCAAAUGCUGCACCCGUUUUCGUCGACUCCUGCCAUGCUGACCAACUCGCAGCUCGAGCAGGUGCUCCAGCAACAGCAGCUGCAACAACAACUGCACCAACAACAGCAGCAGCACCUCCAGCAGCAGCAGCAACAGCAGCAGCAGCAGCAACCGCACUCCCAGCCGUCCCAGCAGCAACAUCAGCAGCCGCAGCCCCAAUAUGGCAUUGUGUUCAACCCCGCCAUGGCUGCCCAAUCAGGCGCCCCGGGGUUCUUUGCGCCAACUGCAGGCCAAGGCACCGCUGGCGGCAUUCGCUCGUCCGGCAGCACAACGCCACAGGUCUCCGUAACACCGGCUCUGUCUACGCCAGCCUCGCAGCAGCAGCACCAGCUGUUCGUUCAGCUUCCCACGCACCAGCAGCAGCAGCCACAACCACAGCAGCCACAGCCACAGCAGCAGCAGCAGCAGCAGCAACAUGGUCUCGGUGGCCCGCGCAGCCUCUCACUGCCUGCUGGGACUGUUGCAUCUGUUGCGUCGGCGGUACCUGGUACCCGCGCACAGGGGUGGGGUGCCCAGCAGCAGCAUCAGCAACAGCAGCAACAACAGGCACAGCAGCAGCAUUUGGGGGUGCCUGGCGCAGCCCACAGCUUCCCAACGACACCGACUGCCACAACUGCGCCCGUGUUCUGGGGUGUUGUGCCUGGUGUGCCGAGCAGCAGCGGGGUGUUGGCCUCGAUGGCGCCCGUGGUGUCGCAGCCGCAGGUGCUGUCCCGCCGUGAGAGCCGCGACCACACGCCCGCAACCAUGGCAGCGGCAGCACACACGCCGCACAGCAAGAAGCAGCAGCAGCAGCAGCAGCAGCAGCAGCAGCAGCAGCAGCAGCAACACCAGUCACAGCCACAUUCACAGCCACAUUCACAGUCACAGUCACAGCAACCACAACAACAGCCUCAGCAACAACAGUUGCAAGCAGCGCAACAGCAGCACCAGCAGCAGCAGCAACAGCAGCAGCAUGCACUCCAGGCACCGGCUCCACAACACCCCCAACCGCAGGCGUCCGCGCCCCAGCAGCAGGCGCAGAUGCCUCGUUGCCAGGAGCAGCCGUUACAGCAUCCACACGUGCAGCGGGCCGUGAGCGUAUCGCGGGAACACCAGUCACAGCAGCAACGAAACAGCGACCAGCACAACAGCACCUCCUCAGAGCCCGCUGUUCUGCCCAGUGGCGGCACGACCACAACCACCAACAUGAAGGCACAGCCAGUCACCGUCUUUGACGAAGGCCCAACCACCGUGUGA
This is a messenger RNA of Salpingoeca rosetta, 5780 nucleotides long. RefSeq names its product WNK protein kinase. Gene Ontology annotation, biological process: monoatomic ion homeostasis; intracellular signal transduction; positive regulation of potassium ion import across plasma membrane. Gene Ontology annotation, molecular function: chloride channel inhibitor activity; ATP binding; protein serine/threonine kinase activity. Lineage: Eukaryota; Choanoflagellata; Craspedida; Salpingoecidae. The transcript is spliced from 9 exons. The coding region runs from base 477 to 5780 and encodes 1767 amino acids. Gene Ontology annotation, cellular component: cytoplasm. The record is from RefSeq and is a predicted model, not a curated record.